Molecule: messenger RNA, 663 nt
Organism: Rosa rugosa (rugosa rose)
Lineage: Eukaryota; Viridiplantae; Streptophyta; Magnoliopsida; Rosales; Rosaceae
Exons: 1
Biological process (GO): intracellular calcium ion homeostasis; RNA processing
Cellular component (GO): perinuclear region of cytoplasm
Molecular function (GO): RNA binding
Source: RefSeq, a predicted model, not a curated record
CACCUCGUCCCCCCGCCUUUCCAUGCCGGCCCUCCUCCUCCGGCCGCCGGUCCUCCCUUCGACCCGGAGCUCCACAAACGGAUCGACAAGGUCGUCGAGUACUCCGCCAAGAACGGACCCGACUUCGAAGCCAUGAUUCGCGAGAAGCAGCAGGAUAAUCCCGACUACGCUUUCCCCUUCGGCGGCAAAGGCCACGGCUAUUACCGUUACAAGCUCUACGCCUCCACUCGGGUCGGGUCGUUCAACCCGAAUCCUCAAUUCCCUCCCCACAUGCUUCGUCCUCUGCUGAAUCCGAUGAUGAAUGGGCCGCCGAACCUGAUGAUGGGCGGCCCGCAGUCAUAUUUCUACGACCAGCAGCGGCAUAAUCAGCAGCCUUUCGGAGUUUAUGGGAGGUCCGAUUAUGACCAGGCGGCGGCGCAACCCUUUAAAGGGCUUUCGGGGUCGCUGCCUCCUGAUGUUGCAAUGGAGCUGAGCAAUGUGCUUAUGACGCUGAAUGGGACCAAAGAGUCGAUUAAAGGAGCCAAGUUUUGGUUUAUGCAGAGGUCUAUUUUCGCUCUGGCUCUGGUUGAGGCUCUUAGAGAGAGGGUGUUUGGACUUGAUGAUCCUGAGAGGCAGCUACAUGUGAUAUUUGUUGCCAAUGACAUUUUGUACGAAACCCUAAGA